GAAGUAGGUGUGCAGGCGGUUGGUGUCGUGUUUCUGUCUUUAAAAAAACAUAUUUUUUGCUUUGAGAAUUGUGUUUUUCUGCUAACCGUUGAACUGUGUCCGCGCGCUUAAUGCAGAGCGACGUUUUCAUACGUUUCCGUCGUCGUAAGAGACGCAGCGACCAUUAGCUGUAUCGCUGAAGUUCCUGAGUGUUUUUGAGGUUCUGGUGGAUUAAACGCAGUCUCAAGUGUGAGUCGAACAUUGGAAAACAUGGAUCCGGAUAAUGAGGCAGAAAGGUCAAGCGUGAACAGUGGAAGUGGCGAUGAUGAAGAGGACAGCGCCAAGUUUCUACGACCUCCUUCCAGUUAUGGUUCAAUGAAGAGCGACAGUGAAAAGAUGGAGGACACGGACGAGGACGCGAUGGAGGGACCCGAAGAAGUGGCGGCUGUGCAACCUGAAAUAUCUUAUCAGGAUGGGACGGGGAUGCAGCUGAUUCGUUCAGAGUCUCCGGAGACCCUCUUCACCAUCGCAACGAUGCAAACUAAACCACCCGGAGCUCAGGUUUUGGAAACAAGGUCUGAUGAGUCACUGGAAAUUCCAGAAGAAGAGGACGAGGAGGACGACGACGAUGAUGAUGGCUUGAUAACAAAUUCUCCGGAGCCUCCAGAGGUUGUCGUACCAGAAAGUUCAGAGCAGGCUGAUGAGAAUGGUCAGCCAGGAACGCUACACCCAGAGAAUGACCUGCCUCACAUUUUCAAGAGUAUUCAGAGUAUUCUAUCUGGGCUCACCUCGAGGCAAUUUUAUGAUUUUAAGACUACAUUUCGCCAGUGGGAACCAAAGAUAACAAGGGAGGAUGUGAUGGACGACGACGUUCUUAACUUUGUGGACAAGACCAUCGAGGUUCUCGGCCGGGAUGAGUCCCUACUGCAAACUAUACGCUGCCUAGAACUGGUCAAGAAUGAAGAAAAAGCAGAGGAGCUGCAAAAUAUGUGCAAGAGAGUGCUGACCCGUCACAGUCUGAGGGCGUAUUAUAGGAGAAAACACUGUGUCAUCCAUGAGGGCGUUGUCAGAGCUGGAGGCCAAAAUAUGCUACGAAAAAUCUACAUGGAGCCGGAGCUUUCUACAGAUGGUCGUGGAGGAGUUGACCCCUCCCACGAGUUGCGGAACCCCCCUCCGCCAUUCUACCCGCUGCCCAGCGCUGACACGUUUGUCAGCGUGAGCAACCUGUUCAGAUUACGGAAGAGGGACGGCACGCCGGUCCGGACGGUGGUCACCACGGGGCUGCCGGGAACUGGCAUGUCAGUGUCUGUGGCGAAAUUCGCACUGGACUGGGCUGAAGAGAAAGCAAACAGGGACAUACAGUUUGUCAUCAAACUGUCUUUCCCCAAGUUGUGGGGUGUUCGUGAAAGAAAAUUGAUCGAUACUGACAAGGUGUCCAUGAUGGAUGUGUUCCAAUUUUGGUAUCCCGACUACAAACAAAUAACUUACCUGGAGAACGAGACCGAGAGCUUUCUCCUCAUCAUGGACGGAUUCGAUUGUUACCGUGGUUCUCUGGACUGGGAGAACGCUCCUGUAGUAAAAGACCUUCACACUAAAGCACAUCCUGAUGACCUGGUGGUGAACAUCAUUCGAGGCGAUAUGUUUCCUGGCGCCCGCAAGUGGAUCCUGGGCCGGCGGGCGGCGGUCUCUCAAAUACCGGCGAAGUUCAUAGACAUUCUCACUGAACACCAAGGAUUUAGUGACGAGGUGAAAGACAUUUACCUGAUGCAGCAGACUCAUGACGAAGAACUCGGACGCAAGAUCGUGGCGUACUUCAGGCGCCUGCCGGCCCUGGUCAGACUCGCUCGGCACCCCUUCGUCUGCUGGAUCGUGUUCGCCGUGUACAAGCAGUGCUACGGCUACCGGGACUUCGGGCAUCGUCGGCCCAGAUUAACGCUUUUCUACGUCAGCCUCAUGCUGGUCCAGAUGAAUCGCCGGCUGCAGUUCUACUACGGACAGUUUCAGCCCAUGGUGACCUGGUCAGAAGACGACAAGAAACUGCUCUUGCAGAUGGGGAAGAUGGCUUUGAAGAUGCUGGAGAGAGAAGUUCGGGUGUUCUCUAAAGAAGACUUGGAGCCGUACCACUUGGAUCUCACGGAGGUGACGGUGCUGUCUGGGAUGUGCACUGAGCUGCCCGCUGAUGGAGGACGGAGACGCUUCUGCUUUAUCCACUACGCAUUUCAGGAGUUCCUGGCUGCUCUGUAUGUUUUCCUCACGUUCCGCCUCGAGUCCAAGAACGUUCUGGAGUCGGGAAUCGGCGUGUCCAGCAUGCUCGCCUUUAUAAGUCAACCCAAAUCACCAGACAGUCUGCUCCAGUGCGCCCUGGCACGAACCCUGAACUCCAGGCUGGGCCACUACGACAUGUUCCUGCGCUUCCUCUGCGGACUGCUGAACGUGGACGUCCACGAUCAGCAGCUCUGCGGCUACAUGUACCCCCACAGCAUCGCCAAGAUAAGUGGACUGAAGAAGGCGGAGCACACGCUGAAGAAGGCCAUCCAGAACGCUCCAGAAGACCGGCUGGAAAAUCUGAAGGAGUGUCUGAGAGAGAUGACUCAGGAAGACAGUUGAGUAGAAGUCAGACUCUACCGUGAUCUACAGAAAAGGAAAUAUCUCUUGGUCUUGGUAUAUCUUAUCUUUACCGAUUAAAAACUGAGCUGUUCUUCUCACAAUCACUGAAAUAAAAGUCAGAAUGCUUUGUGCUUCCUGUAUUUCAGGAACAAUCUUACAUUUUAGCGCUUCUUAUGUGUGUCACGCCUCUCUUGCCAUGGUGGGUUUUCUCCGAGGUUGUCCGUUUUCUCUCGUGUUUGAGGACACAUUUAACCAAAUUUAUUUUACUUUCUUUUUUUCAUUUAUAUCCAUGUGCCUUACCUUCCGAAACCUUAAACAGCUGCUUUGAGUAUUGAUUUGGGUGUAUUCUGAUGUGGGGCUGUAAGUUAGUGACAAACAGUAUGAUACAGGAAAUGUAUUCAUUUAACGGAUCAUUUUCAUGUGAUUGGUUUUGUGUGUGCUCACACAGUUGUUCAUGAGUUUUCUGUGCUGUCAGUUCUGUAAAGUUGUCAGCUGCUUUUGUUUUAUAUUUUAUUUUAAAAAUGAAACACUGAUUUGAUUUAUUUGCA
Messenger RNA from Salarias fasciatus (jewelled blenny), 3134 nucleotides. It is a transcript of the gene nlrc3l, whose product is annotated as NLR family, CARD domain containing 3-like. The transcript is spliced from 12 exons. Lineage: Eukaryota; Metazoa; Chordata; Actinopteri; Blenniiformes; Blenniidae. The record is from RefSeq and is a predicted model, not a curated record. Bases 250 to 2586 code for a protein of 778 amino acids.